Messenger RNA from Staurois parvus, 348 nucleotides. Lineage: Eukaryota; Metazoa; Chordata; Amphibia; Anura; Ranidae. The record is from the annotation of a GenBank genome assembly.
GCACGACAGGGGGCUCCGAGUCAUUUGGCUCGACAGCGGGCCCCGCGUCUCUGGCAAGGCAGUGGGCUCCGAGUCAACGGGUAGACCGCGGGCACUGGUCGACAUUGGAUCGCUGACCGACAGGGGGCACGGGGUCACCAGGCCAGGCCCUUUGGCUCACAGCGGGCACCGCGUCAUCCGGCAAGGCAGUGGGCUCCGGUCAACGAAAUGACCGCGGGCACUUCAACUUUGGGAUCGUCUGACUGGACAGGGCACGGGUCACCGGGCAUCAGGCCCUUUGGCUCGACAGGGGGCACCGCGUCAUCUGGAAAGGGCAGUGGCCCAAGUCAACUGGUAGCCGGGGGGCAC